AUGAGCAACCAUACAACUAAUUCCACCACCACCUCUGUACAAGUUUCACUACGAAUAAAACCCCUUACCAAUGAAGACUUGGUUAAGUUACCGUCAAGAUUCCAACGUCAAGUAAUAACCACAUCAGUUCACACACCAAAUCAAGUAAUAGUUGAAGCUGAAAAAGGGCCAGUAUUUCAAUUUGACUAUGUAUUCGGUCCUAAUAGUACACAACGUGAAGUAUAUGAAAGUGCUGCUGAAAAUUUAAUAGAAAAAUUUUUGCAAGGUUUCAACGCGACCGUUCUAGCGUAUGGACAAACUUCAUCAGGAAAAACAUUCACAAUGGGUACAGCCGACAAUCGUAGAAUAUCGCCGGAACAAAAAGGAAUAAUUCCAAGAGCAAUGACCACAUUGUUCUCUUUAAUGAAAUCUCCGAAAUAUAACUCUAAAACAUUUAUAAUGAAAGUAUCAUUCGUUGAAAUCUACAAUGAAGAAUUAAUAGAUUUGCUUCGCGAAGGUGAUGUUCGACCACAAGUAAUGAUUCGUGAAGAUUUAAAAGGAAAUAUUUAUUGGAGUGGAUUACAAGAAAUGAGAGUCAAUGACGUGAAUGAGGUUAUGGGGUAUUUAACAAAAGGUUCAUUAAAUAGACAAGUUGGAGCUACCGACAUGAAUUCACAAUCUUCAAGGUCACAUGCAAUUUUCACGGUAACGAUGUCGCAAAAAAAAUUUCCAAGCCGACUGUCAACUCCGUCUCCAACAAAAUCAAAUCUCGGUCAACCUCUGUCGAGAUCAGAUUCUUCUGAUGGUGAGGGUUCCAUCAUAACGAGUAAAUUUCAUUUCGUUGAUCUGGCAGGUAGUGAACGAUUAAAACGCACAGCUGCUAGUGGUGACAGGGCGAAGGAAGGAAUAUCAAUAAAUUCGGGUUUAUCGGCAUUAGGAAACGUAAUUUCAAUCUUGGGUGAUCCAAGUAAAGCGAAGCAUACUACACAUAUUCCUUAUAGGGAUUCAAAACUUACUCGACUACUACAAGAUUCCCUGGGUGGAAAUGCGCAAACAUUAAUGAUAGCAUGUGUUUCCCCCGCAGAAUUAAAUCUUACAGAAACACUUAAUACACUUAAAUAUGCACAAAGAGCUCGAAAUAUUAAGAAUGUGGCUACAAUAAAUCAAGAAGAAACUGGGUGGAAUGAUUUAGUACAUAUGCAACAUUUAAAAGAAUCACAUAAUCAAAUGCAUAGCGUUAAGUCGGUAGUUAAUGGACGAACAACACCUAGUGGUCGAAUAACACCUAGCGGGCGAAUAACACCUAGUCUACUUAAACCUCCGUCGGCUGGGAUUCCGAAAGUAUCAACGCCAUCGGGAAUUUCGGGUAGAAAUCAAGCACAAUCCAUGCUAAGGCAUCCAUCAAAUAAAAGUGUUUCCGAAAAUGGAACGAAUGGGAAAACUUUGACGAAUGGAAAAGCUUUAACAAAUGAACAAUUCUUACAACUUAAAAAAUCUUACGCAGAACUUUCCAUGAGAUGUGCAAUGAUGCAAGGGGAACUUGCGAUGCAUCAAGAUAAUCACGAUUUGGCUAUUAAUAAGGAGAAAGAUUUCAUAUCAGUAGCCGAACCGGUUAUUAAAGAAUAUGAAAUUGCCGUUUCAAAUUUAGAAAAUAAACUUGCUUUAACUGAGGCAGAAUUAGCACAUACUGAAGAAAGAUUAUAUGAAUCUGAAAAGAUAUUUGACUUUUAUAAUGAUUUAAGAAACAGUUUACAAAAUCGUAACAAAGAUUUACAAACAAAGCUUGAAAAACAAGAAAUUGAUUCCGAAAAUUUACUCAAACGACAUAUACAAGAAAGUGAAAACUCCAAAAAUGAAUUAUCCAAGAAAUUACACGAUGAAGCAGAAAAAUAUAACAAACAAUUAAAAUUAUUAGAAGAUCAAUUAAAAGAAAAGGAGGAAGCUUAUAGAAAUUCUACCCAAUCAACUAAAACAUUAAAGAAUAUGUUAGAAGAAAAGAAUCAAAAGAAUUCUCAACUUGAAUGUAAAAUUUUGGAUUUGGAGAAUGCUCAUCAAAAAACUAUAAAAAGAUUAGAUGAUAUGACAAUCAAACAUCAUCAAUCUCUUGAUCAAAUUUCUGAAUUAAAGAUUGUUAAUAAAGAAACUGUAAAGAAUUUCGAUGACCUGACAACAAAAUACAACAAAUUACAAAAUAUUCAUGAAGAAACUGUAAAAAUUUUGGAUGACCUAACAAUCAAACAUCAAAAAUCUCUUAAUGAAUUCUCAGAAUUACAAAAUAUUCAUGAAGAGAUUGAAAGAAAUCGUGAUAAUUUAACAAUAAAACAAUCUGAAUUACAAAAUGUUCAUGAAGAAAAUGUUAAGAAUUUAAACGACUUAACAAUCAAAUAUCAAAAAUCUCUUGAAGAAUAUUCGGAAUUACAAAAUAUUCAUAAAGAGUCUAUGAGGAAUUUCGAUGAUUUAACAUUCAAGUACCAAAAAUCUACCAAUGAAUUUUUGGAAUUACGAAAUGUUCAUGAAGAAACUGUAAGGAAUUUUGAUGGUUUAACAAUUAAAUAUCAAAAAACUCUUGAUGAAAUUUCAGAAUUAGAAAGAGUUAAUAAAGAAACCAUAAAGAAUUUGGAUGAUUUAACAACUCAACAUUCCAAAUUACAAAAUAUUCAUGAAGAAACUGUAAAGAAUUUAGAUGACCUAACAAUUAAACAUCAAAAAUCUACUGAUGAAUUUUUGGAACUACAAAAUGUUCAUGAAGAAAGCGUAAAGAAUUUGGGUGACUUAACUAUUAAACAUCAAAAAUCUCUCAAUGAAUUUUUAGAAUUAAAAACUGUACAAGAAAAAGUUGUAAAGGAUUUGGAUGACUUAACAAUCAAAUAUCAAGAAUCUACUGAUGAAAUUUCUGAACUACGAAAUGUUAAUAAAGAAGCUGUAAAGAAAUUGGAUGACCUAAAGAUUAAGCAUCAAGAAUCUCUCAACCAAAUUUCUGAAUUAGAAAAUAGAAAUAAAGAAAUUAUAAAGAAUUUAGAUGAUCUGACAAUUAAACAUCAAAAAUCUCUAAACGAAUUUUCAGAAUUAGAAAAUGGUAAUAAAGAAAUCAUAAAGAAUUUGGAUGAUCUAACAACCAAACACUCCAAAUUACAAACUACUCAUGAAGAAACUGUAAAGAAUUUGAAUGACUUAACAAUUAAAUAUCAAAAAUCUACUGAUGAAUUUUUGGAAUUACAAAAUAUUUAUGAAGAAAGUGUAAAGAAUUUAGAUGACCUAAAAAUCAAACAUCAAGAAUCCCUAAACGAAUUUUCGGUAAUAGAAAAUGGUAAUAAAGAAACUAUUAAGAAUUUGAAUGAUCUAACAAUUAAACAUCAAAAAUCUCUCAACCAAGUUUCUGAAUUAGAAAAUAGAAAUAAAGAAACUAUAAAGAAUUUGGAUGACCUAACGAAUAAAUAUCAAAAAUCUCUAAACGAAUUUUCCGAAUUACAAAAUAGAAAUAAAGAAACUGUAAAGAAUUUGAAUGACUUAACAAUCAAAUUUUCUAAAUUAGAGAAUGGUAAUAAUGAAAUUAUAAAGAAUUUUGAUGACCUAACGAUAGAACACCAAAAAUCUCUUGAUGAAUUUAUCAAAUUACAAAAUGUUCAUAAGGAAACUAUAAAGAAUUUGGAUGACCUAACAAUUAAACAUCAAAAAUCUCUGAAUCAAAUUUCCGAAUUAGAAAAUGGUAAUAAAGAAACCAUCAAGAAUUUAGAAGAAACUGUAAAAGAUUUAGAUGAUUUAAAGAUUAAGCAUAAAGAAUCACUUGAUCAAAUUCAAGAAUUAUUACAUCGUAAAGCAAAAUCAAUGUCAUCAUCAAAUGAAAUUAAAGAUGAUGAAAUCAAUAAUUCAUCCAAUUUAUUACAUCUAGCGAUAAUAGAAAAACUUCAAUUUGAACUUUCAUUAUUUGAAUCAUUUCAUAAAUAUAAGUCUCAAAAUUUAGAAUCAGUUAAACGAGAAUUAUUAAAAUUAGAACAAAUUCAUCAUGAAACAUUACAAGAAGUUGAAGAACUUCGUCAAGAUAUGAAGAGACGUGAUGAAUUAAAUACAAUUAAUAUUCAAAAUCAAAUAGAAAUUAAUAAUAGUUUCUAUAUGGGUAAUAAUAGUCCCAAAAAUCCUAAAAAAUUCUUAACAUUUGGAUGUUUUGAACGAACCAAGGAUAACAAAUUACCGAUAGAGAUAUCAAUGUCAAAUGAAGAACUUAUUAAGUCAUUACAAGAAAAAGUUGAAGAAUUAGAACAAAAAUUACGAGAAAAUUGUACACCUCCAAGAAAUGAAGUACAAGAUUUACAUAAAGUUAUAAUAGAGAUGGAAAGGGAACAAAAUGAAAAUUCCGAAAAUAUUUUAACCUUAAAAAAUUCAUUAACUCAAAAUCAAAGGUCAUUAAAAGAGAUUCAACAACGAUUAACCAUUAAGGUACAAGAAAAUAUCUCACUUGAAAAACAAGCGAAUUUAGUAAAAGAACAAAAAGAGAAAAUUGAACAAAUUUUAUUAGAAGAAAGAAGAGCUAAAGAAAUAGCAUUAAAUCAGAUAGAAUUAUUUCAAGAGAAAAGAAUUGCAGCAGUAAUAGCACAAAGAUUUCUUUCACCUAAAGCACGUGCAAAUGUCAUAAGAUUAUUGCCACCAGAAGCCAAAGGAAAUUUAUCAUUUAUAGCACCAUGGGCAGACCAAAUCAAACAUCUUCCUGAAUACAAAUUUACUUCACCACUUCAUUAUUUAGAUCCACCUAAUGAUUUCCCACCAAAAACUUGUUCAUUCAGUUAUAAAGCUGAUAAACCUAAUAUUAUUAAUGCAAUAAAUAAUUAUACUUAUCAACUUGAUCCAAAAAGUGGAUUAAAAUAUUGGCAACGAGCUAUUGCAUUAAGAUUUUUAGUCCAUUUUAUUGGUGAUUUGCAUCAACCUUUACAUACAAUCUUCGAAGGUCACAAGACAAAUUUACAUACUAUUUGGGAUUCUAGGAUUAUUAAUAAACAAAUUCGUGAACUUUAUUCAAAUGGAACAUCAUCAUCGAAUGCUUCAAAUUCUUCAAGGAAAGGUAAAUCUUAUGAUUUAUAUGUUGAACAUAUAAUCAAAUUAAUCAAAACAAUGUGGAUUAAAGAAAUUCCUGAUUGGAUGGUUUCAGUUUGUCCAGGUUUUUGGGCAUCACCAUUGAACAAACUUAAUUGUCAAAUAACUUAUAAGAAUUAUGAUCCCGAAAUAGAUUUAAGUAUUGGAGAAUAUUAUGAAAGAAUUGUUAAAGGAAAAGUUAUGGAAAAAUUAUUGGCUAUUGCUGGAAUUAGAAUUGCUGCCGUUUUGAAUACUCUUCUUGGUUAA
This is a messenger RNA of Diversispora eburnea, 5310 nucleotides long. The record is from the annotation of a GenBank genome assembly. Lineage: Eukaryota; Fungi; Glomeromycota; Glomeromycetes; Diversisporales; Diversisporaceae.